CACACAUACACAACCAUAUACAUAUACAUAUAUAACCUUUUUUUCAUUUGAUCUAUAUCUAUAUAUAUAUCAUUUUAUGACAAUGUUGUCUAGAUCAUCUUUUAAUCUCCUUAAUCUUGACGAUUAUUCUUGUGUUAUCGACCGUCCUAGGAUCCCACGUGUCAUGACCGUGCCCGGAAUAUUAUUUGAAGAAGACGAAAAUGGCGAAAAUCGGAAUCUUACGUCAGGCAAAAGGAUCAUUGUUGCUAAUCAGUUACCUUUGAAAGCUAUGUUUGAUGUAAAUACUAAAAAAUGGCUUUUUGAAUAUGACCCGGAUUCUUUAAUAUUUCCAUUAAAAUCCGGGUUACAAACUGGACCUAGACUCGAGUCUAGGUCACAACCAGGACCCGACUGUGUUUUUGUCGGGUCUUUAUCGGUGGAUAUACACCCAUCUGAGCAAGAAGAAGUUGCUCAGAUGUUGUUGGAAAAGUUUCAGUGUGUGCCUACUUUUUUAAAUUUAGAAGUACAAAAUAAUUACUAUCAUGGGUUUUGUAAACACUAUUUAUGGCCUACUUUUCAUUACAUGCUACCUAUCACCCGGACUAGUGGGGUCCGGUUUGAUAAAGUAGCAUGGCAGGCAUAUGUUUCCGCAAACAAAGUGUUUGCUGAUAAAGUUAUGGAAGUUAUAAAUCCUGAUGAGGAUUAUGUUUGGAUUCAUGAUUAUCAUCUCAUGGUAAUGCCAACUUUUUUAAGAAAAAGAUUUCAUAGGAUUCGGGUCGGGUUUUUCUUACAUAGUCCGUUUCCAUCGUCCGAAAUUUAUCGGACUAUACCCGUCCGGGACGAGAUACUUCGAGCGUUAUUGAACUGCGAUUUAAUCGGGUUCCAUACGUUCGAUUACGCUCGACAUUUUCUUUCGUGUUGUAGUAGAAUGUUGGGUCUUGAUUAUAAGUCAAAAAGAGGGUACAUUGGUCUAGAAUAUUAUGGUCGAACCGUAAGUAUCAAGAUUUUGCCUUAUGGAAUCGAUAUGGGUCAGAUUGAAUCCGUUAAAUCGUCCCCAAAAACCGUAACAAAAGUUGAAGAGUUAAGUCGUAGGUAUGAUGGAAAAGUAGUAGUAUUGGGUGUUGAUGAUAUGGAUAUGUUUAAAGGAAUUAGUUUAAAGUUUUUAGCCUUUAGAGAUCUUUUGGAAAACUAUCCUAGUUUAAGGGGUUUAGUAGUUUUGGUCCAAAUCUUGAACCCGGCCCGAAGCCAGGGUCAAGAUGUUCAAGAAUUAGAAAAAGAGAUGCAUAAUGUGGCCCGUGAGGUUAACCGUAGGUUUUCAUUUGAAGGGUAUGACCCGAUUGUGUUUAUAACCGGGCCGGUUUCAAUUUCUGAUAAAGUCGCAUAUUAUUCAAUUGCAGAAUGUGUAGUGGUGAAUGCGGUUCGAGAUGGUAUGAAUUUGGUUCCUUAUAAGUACACUGUUUCUAGACAAGGUAACAGUGAGUUGGAUGAAGUUUUUAGAAGGUAUGAACCCCAUGGAGACACGAAACCCAAAAGGAGCAUUAUUAUCGUUUCGGAGUUUAUUGGGUGUUCACCGUCUUUAAGUGGUGCAAUUCGGGUUAACCCAUGGAAUAUCGAUUCAGUGACUGAAGCGAUGAAUUUAGCGAUUACAAUGCCUGAAAAAGAAAAGGAAAUGAGACACGAAAAGCAUUAUAAGUACAUUAGUUCUCAUGAUGUUGCUUAUUGGGCUAACAGUUUUGAUCAAGAUCUCGAACGGGCUUGUAAGGAGCAUUUUCAUAAACGUUGUUGGGGUGUCGGUUUUGGGUUGAAUUUUCGUGUUGUGGCUCUUGGUCCUAAUUUUAGGAAACUGUCUGUUGAACAUAUUGUUUCGUCUUAUAACAAGACGAGUAGUAGGUUGAUUUUGCUUGAUUAUGAUGGUACUGUCAUGUCAAGAUGUUUGAUUGAUAAAUCACCUAGUAAAGAAGUUAUCUCCAUUUUGAAUAACUUAUCAAACGAUCCUAAAAACGUCGUUUUUAUAGUUAGUGGUCGAGGGAAGGACGUGUUGGGCCCGUGGUUUGAUCCCUGUAAGAAACUUGGUUUGUCAGCAGAACACGGUUACUUCACUAGGUGGACCGCAGACGCAGACUGGGAGUCGUGUGGGACAAUGGUGGAUGUUGAGUGGAAGAAGGUAGCGUUACCGGUUAUGGAGCAUUAUACUGAGGCAACGGAUGGUUCAUUUAUCGAGCAAAAAGAAAGUGCUUUGGUGUGGCAUCAUCAAGAAGCUGAUCCUGAUUUUGGAACAUGGCAGUCUAAAGAGUUGCUAGAUCAUCUUGAGAGCGUUCUAGCUAAUGAGCCCGUGGUCGUAAAACGAGGACAACAAAUAGUCGAGGUUAACCCGCAGGGUGUGAGCAAGGGAGGGGUGGUGGAUCUCCUUGUCACAACGAUGAAAAGCAGAGGAAGACCUCCAGAUUUUGUUUUGUGCAUUGGUGACGAUCAGUCAGAUGAAGACAUGUUUGAGAAAAUCUCGAGCUCACUUGGAAAUGGAAUUGCAGAAGUAUUUGCUUGCACCGUGGGGCAGAAACCAAGUAUGGCAAAGUAUUAUCUUGAUGACACGGUGGAUGUAAUCAAAAUGCUGCAUGGGCUCGAAGAAUCAUCAAUCCAUGUACCGAAAAGUGCAGGUUUUCAUGUCGAAUCCCAAUGCUAGGCUUACUUAUGUAGAUAUUACCCCUUAGCUAGAAUAAUCAGAUCCAAAAAUAACAUACCAUUUUUGGAUUUUUAAUAGAAGAUAUCAAUGCAUGAUUCAUCUUGAUAUUGUUUUUGUUUUUGGGGAAAAUAUGGAUAUAUUUUCCUUUUAUUGUACAGACAUGCAUUGAUGCAUACUUU
Molecule: messenger RNA, 2838 nt
Organism: Erigeron canadensis
Lineage: Eukaryota; Viridiplantae; Streptophyta; Magnoliopsida; Asterales; Asteraceae
Product: probable alpha,alpha-trehalose-phosphate synthase [UDP-forming] 11
Exons: 3
Coding region: 77-2659 (860 amino acids)
Biological process (GO): trehalose biosynthetic process
Cellular component (GO): cytosol
Molecular function (GO): catalytic activity
Source: RefSeq, a predicted model, not a curated record